CAGCCAGUGCGACGCCGGCGACCGCGGCCCCGCGCCGCGGCGCGCCCAGCCACGGCAGACCUGCUGCCCGCCGCCCUGGAACCCGGCCUCGGCAGCCUGUUCGCGCUGCGCGGGCCCGCCAUGGACCUCACCACCGCCUACCGCUACAACCAGAACAUGAUGGAGUACUACACCUGUCACGGCGGGGUGAACCAGCUGGGCGGCGUCUUCGUGAACGGCCGGCCGCUGCCCGACGUCGUGCGCCAGCGCAUCGUCGAGCUGGCCCACAACGGCGUGCGGCCCUGCGACAUCUCGCGCCAGCUGCGGGUCUCCCACGGCUGCGUCUCCAAGAUACUGUCCAGGUACUACGAGACGGGCAGCUUCAAGGCGGGCGUCAUCGGCGGCAGCAAGCCCAAGGUGGCGACGCCGCUGGUGGUGGACGCGAUCGCCAACUACAAGCGCGAGAACCCCACCAUGUUCGCCUGGGAGAUCCGCGACCGGCUGCUCGCCGAGGGCAUCUGCUCGCAGGACAACGUUCCCAGCGUCUCCUCCAUCAACCGAAUUGUGAGGAACAAGGCGGCAGAGAAGGCGAAGCACGUGCACCAGUCGCAGCAGCAGCAGCAGCAGCAGCAACAGCAGCAGUCGGGGGCGGGGGCGUCGCCGGCGGGCAGCGGCGCGGGGGCGGGCGCGGGCGCGGGCCCCGGCGUGUCGGUGAUCGCGCACGCGCCCUCCGCCUCCGCGUCGGCCUCCGCCUCCGCCUCCGCGGCCGCGGCCGCCGCCGCCGCCGCCGCCGCCGCCCACGCGCACGCGCACCACGACGCGUCGCGGCCCGGCGCCUACAGCAUCAACGGCAUCCUCGGCAUCCCGCAGCACGCCGACCAGCCGACCGCCAAGCGGAAGCGCGACCACCACCACGCAGACGAGAACCGCGACCUCAACGGACACCCAGAUGACGACAUCAAGAGGCAGAGGACGCACUACAACGGCGAGCAGCUCUACUCCAACUUGUGGCCGGGCAAGUGGAGCAUCAAGGACGAGCACAAGCUGCUGUCGGAACUGGGCAGCAGCGCGGGGUCGCCCUACUACGACGGUGGGGGCGGCGGAGGCGGCGGGGGCGGCGCGGGGGGCGGCCAGGGCAGCCAGGGCUUCGCCGCGGCGGCUGCGGCGGCGGCCGCGGCGGCGGCCGCGGCUGUCGCGACGUCUUCCGCCUCGGCGGCCGACCUGUACGACGGCAUCGCCUCCAUGACGCAGCAGGCGCCCGUCUACACGCCCUCCCCGCUCGGCGGCUCGCUCACUCCACUGGCGCCCAUCACGAUGCAGGAGAUGAAGCUGUGCCCCAGCGCCGUGCUCGACCCCUCCAUGUCUCCGUACCAGCAAGUGGGCGCAGGCGGCGGCGCCGGCGUCGUCCCGGUGAGCGACUACUCGUACGGGCCGCCAUACUCGCAGUACUCGUCCACGUACGGCUCCUACGGCUACGGCGCCGGCGGGUUACUCACAGGCGCUCCCUACUAUCCGUACGGUGGCUGCGGCGGAGCCGGCAGCACCAGCAGCAGCUGCAGCAGCAGCAGCAGCAGUGGCAGCGGGGGCGGCAGUGGAGGCUGCGGGGGCGGCGGGGGCGGCUGCGAGCCUCCGCAGCUGCAGCUGCAGGCGCACCUGCUGGCCGCGGGCCGCGCCAGCUGCGCCCACUCCGAAUCGCGGUCGCCGCUGGCGGCCACAAGGGCCAGCUCUGGCGCCAGCGCGGCCUCUCCCACAGGCAGCGCCAGCGCCGCCUGCUCCAGGGCCCAGGGGCUGGACCUCCUGCUGGGCUGAGGCGGGAACUCCCAGCCGGUCUGGUCUGAGCCUCUCACCAGCGCCAGGCGGGGUCUCCACCUCCCGGGGCCUGACGCCCUGCCUCUGACCUCACACUGCAGAGCCUUAGUCCAUCAGAGGCCGAUCGCUGAUCUCACACUGCUUCUGGAGGACCCACGUCAUCACGGUCACCGUCACCGCUGACGGUCUCGUACCAGUCUCCCCCACCACCUGCCACAGUGCCCCGUACUCUGCGCGCUACCGGACUGCGCCACUGAUCUCAUCUGCUGCGGUCUUUCUACCGAACGCGAGAAAAGGCUGUCUCGGCACUUGCUGACUACUGGACGACUAGUCAGCACGAGAGGAAGAGAGAGUCGCCUGGUGCUGUACGUACGUCCCACUGCUACCACGAUGUCGGUGUUCGGAGUGUGGAGGCAUAGGACCUUUGGUGACUGCACGGCAGUUACACUCUGAACUGCGACCUUUCGUGUCUGUGGAGUACACCACUGGGAUACACUGUCGAUGUGAAGACUACGGCCACGAAGCUAUACCUAUAUACAACCGGAAGUAAAAUUAUGCGACCAUCUUAUACAUAUAUAAAUAUUAAAAGGAAAGUUAGAUGAUUUUUAUUUUUUGUAUACAGAACAGCCAAAGACUUGAUUUAUCAUAUCCCUUAUCAUCAUAAUCCUCUUUUCCAUAUCAUUAUAUGUACAUAUUAACGAAUGUUUCUUUUUUAUAUAAUAUAUAAAUAUUCCUCACAAAUCUCGCACUUGCACAAACAGUAAUCCUUAAUUGUGUCGUUAAGGCCUACUUGCAUCCCACCUGGAAGAACCUCUAGGUAAAUGUUUCUGAAAAAAAAAAGAAUAGCCACCUUCAUUAGCUCAGCAGCUUCUCGUUUAAACACAGUAUGAGGUACUU
Molecule: messenger RNA, 2685 nt
Organism: Schistocerca serialis cubense
Lineage: Eukaryota; Metazoa; Arthropoda; Insecta; Orthoptera; Acrididae
Product: paired box protein Pax-5-like
Exons: 9
Coding region: 121-1788 (555 amino acids)
Biological process (GO): anatomical structure development; regulation of transcription by RNA polymerase II
Molecular function (GO): DNA-binding transcription factor activity, RNA polymerase II-specific; RNA polymerase II cis-regulatory region sequence-specific DNA binding
Source: RefSeq, a predicted model, not a curated record